Molecule: messenger RNA, 3850 nt
Organism: Podarcis muralis (Common wall lizard)
Lineage: Eukaryota; Metazoa; Chordata; Lepidosauria; Squamata; Lacertidae
Source: RefSeq, a predicted model, not a curated record
UAUAGUGAGAAGGUUACCCUUCUGAGUAAUACCCCUCCCCACCUUCUCACUAUUUAGGGUCCCCAAGUGCUUGACAGCCAAGCUGAUUGUUGGGUGCCCAUUGGGCAAGUGCAAAGGGUGUUUUGUAAGCCACCCAGAGCUGCUGUUUUAAACUUCUGAAGUCCUUGAUUUAAAGAGGGAAUGUGGGGAAGCUUUGCAAAGGGCUUUAAGGGCAAGAGCAAGCGCUGGAAGCAAGCAGGUGGGCAGAGAAGACUGAACACAACUGGAGUUAAUAGGCUCAAAAACGCAAGUCUAGCUGCUGCAUUUGGCACCGGCCGAAGUUUCCGAACACUUCAGCAGCCCAGCAAAGUGUGUGCUGCAGUCAUUGUCCGGAAGCACCCAAGACCACAAGCUUGGUUUUUCAAGGAAAUUGCUAUCCCUUCCAGUAAAGGUGUGUGUCUAAUCUUGGAUUGGCUUUCCUACUGAUCAGAAGUGCCUCUGUCUUGUCUGGCUUAAAGUAUCAACUCAUUAGCCCACAUUCAACCCACCACUGCUCUCAAGUUGCAGUUCAGGAUCUCCACACCCUCCCUGGACGGACGGAAGGAAAUGCGAGCUAGAGAUGGGUGUCUGCAGCAUAUUACUGACACCAGAUAACCUCCUAGCUGUUUCAUGUGGGUGUGAAAUAACGCAGGGGACACACUGGAGACCUUUGUGAUGUAGGACAGAGGUCAAGGAAUUAAACACGAAUCCCUAAACGCCAUGUUCAGCAACUGACUUGCAAGAUAAGACUACAGCCACUGCUAAACAGCGCCUCCCAUCCCAAAGGGAUGGUCAAUGGUAUUAAAAGCUUGUUGCAAGGUCCAACUGGCCUGCAGUCCCCUUGUCCAGCUCACAGCACAGGCAAUCCACUAGUGUGACAGAUAUUUCAGUGCCAAAGCCAUACUGCAAAGGAUAAAGAUCGUACAUUGAGCACUUUGCCCAAGUAGCAUAAAUAGGAAACCAGCAGGUAAUCGCCUAGGAUGGUGGGAUCUGAUGAAGGCUCCUUUGAUAAUGCCUUACAACUCAGUCCAUAUGGUACUUCACCAUUCUUUACAACCUGCCCCAUCCAAUUGACCUGCCAUGCUCUGGCUGCCUUAAGGAGUCAGGAUGGGCGAAGGCCAAGAGGACAGAUGAUCAGCCUAACACCUCCAAGCACCCUGUCCACAUCCUCAGGCUAAAACAUACCUGUUAAAACAGGAUGAGCAGGUAACAGCAUAAGAAGUGCCCUUGCUGGAUCAGAUCAAAGGCCUAUCUAACUCCACUUCCAGUUCUCACAGCAGCCAACCACAUGCCUAUGUGAAACCUGCAAAAAAGUUAUGAAUGCAACAGCAGUACCAGAUGACAGCAGGGAUAGCUCAGUCUGGAGAGCAUGAGGCUCUUAAUCCCAGGGUAGGGGGUUUGAUUCCUGCAUUGACUAGAUGACUCUAGAAGGUCCCUUCCAACUCUACAGUUCUAUGAUUCUACCAAGGCUUCCAUAGACUUCACAAUGAGAACGGGAUCUAUUUUGAAACAAACACGAAUGACUUUAUCAGCAAGGUGCCUUGCAAACUGGUUGCUCUAGGCCAACACAGUGCCCUUUCCCCCUCAGAAUACUUAACCCCUUGGAACAGCUCCGCUAGAUGACAAGCCAUUGGUAGGAAGAUGGCAGAGAAAGUUGAUGGACAACCAUCAAGGGAUGGACAACCUGUGGCUUCCAGAUGCUGCUAGACUCCUGCUAGACUCCAGCUCCCAUCACUUCUGGUCAUUGGCUGGUGGAGGCAGAUGAAAGAUGUCCUACAACAUCUAGAGGGCCACAGGUUCCACAUACCUAUGUUUUGUUGGAUUUGUGAUGUGUCUUCCAAGGUCUACUCAACAGAUUCAAUGUCCUGAACUCAGGAAAAAAAUGGAGCAUUCAGUAGAAUCAAAUGGGAAAGCUUUUCCAUGGCCUCUACUACUUCAAGAUGAGGGUGGGUAUUUGCAAAUUUGAAUUCUUCCCAGUGGGGACAGGUAACUCCUUCUACAUAGGAAACGAUUCAGCCCAGCUUCCUUGAGAUAUAUUUCCCUGCAUGCAAGGAGCUUUUCCCAAAAAAACUUGUCCAUGGCAGAAGCAUUCAAACAAGCCACCCCUACACAAAGCCAGAAGUGGCAGAGUCCCAGGAAAAGAACCGGGUUCUGCUCAGAGAAUAAAACAGAGCCAAGAGGAACUAGCUCCUAUCAUUUCAAGUGGGGAAGGGGACAUGGGCAGAUGGCUUCUGCUGAGCCCACCACCUGAGAGUGAGUGAGUGUUCAGUGAUGUAAAUGGCAGGAGCAGGAAAGGGGAGGUUGCCAAGGGUGAUUAUGACCUUCCUCCCCUGCACUGUGAUGCUCAAUGGCACUCCCUGGGGGUGGCAUGCAUGGCUUGGGGUCCUUGGCACCCAGCUGCCUAGAGCGAGACAGCAGUGAGAACAUCAACAUCCACAGCUGCUGUUGCUAAUCGGGAGCGAGAGUGAGCACUACUUGAGGCACCAUGCGUGAGUGCAUCUCCAUUCACGUUGGCCAGGCUGGAGUUCAGAUCGGCAAUGCAUGCUGGGAACUCUUCUGCCUGGAGCAUGGAAUUCAGCCAGAUGGCACCUUUGCGGAAAAGAACCAUUCCAAUAAUGACGACUCCUUUGCUACGUUCUUCAGAGAGACUGGCAACGGGAAGCAUGUGCCGCGAGCUAUCAUGGUGGACUUGGAGCAAACUGUAGUCGAUGAAGUGCGGGCUGGCACCUACCGUCAGCUUUUCCACCCGGAACAGCUGAUCACUGGCAAGGAAGAUGCAGCUAAUAACUACGCCCGUGGCCACUACACCAUCGGGAAGGACAGGAUUGAGCUAGCACUGGAUCGCAUUCGAAAACUGGCGGACACCUGUUCUGGGCUACAAGGAUUCCUGAUUUUCCACAGCUUCGGAGGAGGCACAGGUUCUGGCUUUACCUCCCUGCUGAUGGAGCGCCUGUCUGUGGACUAUGGCAAGAAGUCCAAGCUGGAGUUUGCCAUCUACCCAGCCCCCCAGGUUUCCACUGCGGUGGUGGAGCCCUACAAUUCUAUCCUGACCACCCACACCACCUUGGAGCAUUCCGACUGCGCCUUCAUGGUGGACAACGAGGCCAUCUACGACAUCUGCCGCCGCAAUCUGGACAUUGAGCGCCCCACGUACACCAACCUGAACCGCCUCAUCAGCCAGAUUGUCUCCUCCAUCACCGCUUCCCUGCGUUUCGACGGCGCCCUCAACGUGGACUUGACUGAGUUCCAGACCAACCUGGUGCCUUACCCUCGCAUCCACUUCCCCUUGGUCACCUAUGCGCCCAUCAUCUCCUCUGAGAGGGCUUACCACGAGCAGCUCUCAGUGGCCGAAAUCACCAGCUCCUGCUUUGAGCCCAACAACCAGAUGGUGAAAUGCGACCCCCGCCAUGGGAAGUACAUGGCCUGCUGCAUGCUCUACCGAGGUGAUGUGGUGCCCAAAGACGUCAACGUAGCCAUUGCUGCGAUCAAGACCAAGAGGACAAUCCAGUUUGUGGACUGGUGCCCAACUGGCUUCAAGGUUGGCAUUAAUUACCAGCCGCCAACUGUAACCCCUGGAGGAGAUCUGGCCCAAGUCCAGCGCGCUGUCUGCAUGCUCAGCAACACCACUGCCAUUGCUGAAGCCUGGGCAAGGCUAAAUCACAAGUUCGACCUGAUGUUUGCCAAGAGAGCGUUUGUGCACUGGUAUGUUGGUGAGGGCAUGGAAGAAGGGGAGUUUGUAGAAGCUCGAGAGGACCUGUCCGCCCUGGAGAAGGACUAUGAGGAAGUGGCAACUGACUCGUUUGAGUCGGUACUCGACAGCGAGGAAAUCUAA